Molecule: messenger RNA, 255 nt
Organism: Monoraphidium neglectum
Lineage: Eukaryota; Viridiplantae; Chlorophyta; Chlorophyceae; Sphaeropleales; Selenastraceae
Exons: 5
Coding region: 1-255 (84 amino acids)
Molecular function (GO): calcium ion binding
Source: RefSeq, a predicted model, not a curated record
AUGUCUCUGUUCAGCAAGAUCUCGUCGCUCCUGUCCGGCGACAACCUGGACAAGGCCAUCGCGCUGGGAUUCAGUCGCUUUGACAAGGACCAGAGCGGUUUCAUCGAGAAGAGUGAAGUUCUUGGCGUGAUCGAAACCAUCGUCAAGACCACGGGGCUGAACUGGGCGCCCCCGGGCGCGCUGAUCGACGGCGUCUUCUCCAAGGUGCGCUGCUCGUUGAUUGCCUGCUUGAUUGUGGUCUUGGACGACGUGUGA